Brassica napus (rape) is the source of this 4730-nucleotide messenger RNA. RefSeq names its product putative F-box protein At3g23260. The record is from RefSeq and is a predicted model, not a curated record. The coding region runs from base 1857 to 2978 and encodes 373 amino acids. Gene Ontology annotation, molecular function: protein binding. The transcript has a single exon. NCBI's taxonomy places the organism in Eukaryota, Viridiplantae, Streptophyta, Magnoliopsida, Brassicales, Brassicaceae.
GUUAUAUUCUUAUGAAAUUUUGUACCUAUUAUCACUUUAUUUUUGAAAAUUAACAUAUACCAAAUUACUAAGUUCUAUAAAAUUAACAUAGUCAUGUGGCUAUUUACAACUAGCCAAUUCAUAAAUAUAUAUACACAUCUAAGAUGAAAACCAAACUAAUGCAAUGAAUACAAUAACUAUGAUUUGGUUGAAUUGUAUUAGAAAUAGUUAUACUUAAAUUUGAUGGAAUAUCUAUAUAUAUAUAUAUAUAUAUAUAUAAAUAUGUUUGACUCCCUCCUGUGAUGCCACGUCAUCAAGUCGUGCGUUAUGGGAGUGACACGUGUUCCAUUUUAUAUUUGGAACCAAAAUAAAAUAAAAAUCUGCCGGGGGUAAUUGAACCCAACACCUCCAGCUCUGGUAAUUUCUCUUAGAACCACUAGGCUAAAGUCACUUUUUAUAAAUAUGUGGUCGCGAAAAUACUUAUUAUCGUGUUGGCUGGAAGUCCAUGCUUCUUCUGCUUGUGGCCAGGGCCGGCAUUGAACUGGCGUCAAGAUGAAGAUCGUGAAGUUAAAAACUUUGCUCCAAACAGUUUUGCAAUGUUUCCAACCUUUAUAACUUGAUGCAUAUAAUAUAUAUCAAAAUACAUUUGUUGUACACGUUUAUAUUUGUUUUGCUUUUAAAAGAAGGUAUUGUAGUUAUAAAUAUUUUGUGCCAGUGAAAUAAUGGUUCAAAAACCUCUAUACAUAUGUCAUUUUAAAAUAACACCCAACUUCUAUAUAUAGAUACAUAUGUCCAUGUUAUAUUCUAGACUAAAUAUUUUCUCUUUUAAAAAUAUAGAAACCAGUUUUUUGUUAGUCUACAAGAAAAUGUUGUAGAGCAAGUAUGCAUUAUACAAAAUAAUAUAUAUUUAAAAUCCAUACGCAAAAACAUAAAAGUUGAUAUAGGCCUCUUUCUGACACAUGCAGACUCCACUAUGAAUAAGAAUUAAAAAAAAACAGUAUUGUCAUCAAACUUUAUCACAAAUCCACAUUUGUACGUCUAUAAUUAUGAGUUGGACAAUUAGUUAAUUUGAUACAAUACCAAAGCAAGAAUAAUCGAAAAAACAACUAUACCACCGCAUACUAAUAAGUAACACAUAACAGAUAACCAAAUUCUUGAAUCUUAAAACAAAUUUCAACUCGAGCAUUUAGUGAAUAUCAAAUUAACUAAUAUCCCGCCCGUAGGGCGGACCGACCCUAGUAUGUAAUACAAUAUACCCACAAAUGAGUAACUAGACAAAUCCAAAUUUUUUUAUACAAAGUCAAGCAAUGUAUAAAAACUUAAAUAUAAAUUUUGAUAAAAACAAUUAAAAAUAAUAUUAAUUCAUUAAGGUUAAUAAUGUAAUAAACCAUCGUCAGAAUUAACAUGAGCGCAAUACAUAGGAAAUUGAUUUCUUAAAUAAUGUUAUAGAGAUUCUAUAAAUUAAUAUUUAAUAAAUUUAUGCACAUUAAAUUAAUAAUUAUUUUUGGCCACGAGUUAGACCGGUUUAAAAUAUGACACAAAUCGAUAAGAUAACAAUACAAUUAACUAUUUUAUAUAAAACAUAUAUGUGGAAAAUAAAAUGUAAAAAAUUAUAAAUUAAAAAAGUACCUUAGUACCAAGAUUCUUAAUUUAUAGAUUUUUACUUUUAUGUUUCUUUUAUUUUACGAUUUUUUUAUUUGUAGAGGAUUUGCAAAUAUGUUAGAUUGUCUUUUUGACUCAAGUUUUGAAAAUAGGAAACUGAUAUAUAAAUGUAAAAUUAGGUCUAUCUCGGUUGUAGCUUGCUUUCGCUCUCCAUCUCUCGUCCUUAUAUUAUCAAGAGACUUUUGACUUGUAGAGUUAAUUAAUCACAGGUAGCUAUGCAGUGGAGUAGCCUUCCAGAGGAUUUGGUAGAGGAUAUACUCUCUAGGGUUUCUGCUACACCUUUGGUACGACUCCGAGAAACAUCGAAACAAUGGAACGCUAUAUUGAAAAGUGGGAGCUUCGCUAUGAUGCACGCUGCUCAUGCACCAAAGGAGGAGUCUCUGAUGAUCACGUUGAUUGAUCAUAGGGUUUGCUUAGUAAAGAUCAACCUCCAUGAUCCAUCUGUUAAGGUUGCACCGCAUGCAUUAUACCUGAAAGAUCCUCUUUCUGAUUCUUCCAAAGAAGUCGACAUACGUAAAGUUUUUCACUGCGAUGGCUUAUUGUUAUGCAGCACAAAGGACAAGAGGCUCGUGGUUUGGAAUCCAUGUUCAGGGGAAACCAAGUGGGUUAAACCUAGAGACACCUACAAGAAAAGCGACUACUAUGCUCUUGGUUACGACAACAAAUCCUCCAGCAAGCAAUACAAAAUUUUGAGAAUGGAUCGCACAGAUCUCCCCCUCAACAACGUGUACGAGGUUUAUGACUUCACCACUAAUUUGUGGCGUGUUCUUGGUGUGGCAACUGAUUGGUUUUUAGCAAAAUAUCGUGGCGGCAUAUCUGUGAAGGGAAAUACUUAUUGGGUUGCUACUCAAGCAGUAGAAAAGCCAAACCAUGAUUUCAUACUUAGCUUUGAUUUUUCAACAGAGAUGUUUCAAAGUCUGUCUCUUCCUUAUCCUUUUCGGUAUGGUAUAUCGGCUUUAUCAGUGGUCAGAGAAGAGCAACUUUGUCUCUUAGGUGCUCACCCUGACAUAUAUUUUUGGAAUGGGGGCAUACCUUUAUCAUGUUUACAAGUAUGGGUGAUAACUAGUACUGGAUCAUGGAACAAGUCCCAAACAGUGUAUAACACAAGGAGAUAUCCGUCUUCUAAGGGGAUGAGUUUUUUGGCAGAUGAGCAGAACAAAGUUGUAGUGUUUUUAAACACCAACAACACGUUACACGUUAUGCGACAAAAUAAACACAUACUAGAGAAACAUCUUGGUGGAAAUUCCUCACUUCUUCUGAAUUAUGUACCAAGUUUGGCACAAAUCCAACAUGCUACACUUCCUGGAGGACGCAAAAGGAAAGCACCAAGUACCUGACUUGUAAUUGUCACACUAAUCUAUCAGUUGUGUCUCUUUUCCUUGUGUAUUUAAAAAAAUGAAUUUAAGGUUUAAGAUAAUAGUGCACCUGACAUAAUGAUUAUUAUGUUGAGAUAUAAACAUCUUUGACUACGAUGACAAGAUGACUCUUUAUACUAAGAUGACACUAAUCUUAUCUAGUUCAGAUGUUUUUUUUCUUUUUGGGUCUUUUCAUGCAUGACAAGAUAACUCUUUAUACUAUUACUAGGUCUUGCUUAUCUAGUUUUUUUUCGAUAUACAAGAACAUGUUUUAAAACGUGAUGUUAUGUAAGCAUAUAUAAUAUUAGUUAGGCAGAAAGAAAAGUAUAAUACGUUUCUUCCAGAAUUGAAUAAAGUUGUCAAUCCUAAGAAACAUAUCUCAAAGAUAUAAGUUCUGAUUCAUCAUGUCCAUUGCCAAAACAUAGCCUUUUUCUUUUUCCCAAACCUCCUGUUUGAUUCAGGGUUUUUAAAACAGAGACUCUGUUUUCUUCUCUGUUUCUCCCCUGUUUAUCUCCUCUGUAUCUUACAAAAACCAACCAUCUAUAAUACUAAAUCACAAACAUAUAUACAAACUCAUUCGGAGAUACAUGGACUGAUGGUUAUAAAUUUUAUUUAAUGUAAAACAUGAUUUUCAAGAUUUUGUUAAAGACCGAUAACUAAGAAACAUAGACAGUCAGCAUAAACCAUAUAACACAAUGCAUUCUUUGUUUUUGUAAUGGUAUCUUUGUCGUCACUAGAAGCAGGAGAAGACCCACAAUAAUGAAAUGGAUAGUGAUUGGACGUGUCUUCGCAUAAACAAAUGUAGUUCAUGGCAAAAUUAUGUCGAAACAAACCUAAACACAUCAUGGGUGCACGUUUAUCUUGUUCACGUCAAGUAUUAGUUUUUUUUUUCCCCCAAAUUGAAAUCAUAUAUAUAUUAACUUGGUUCCAUACAACAAGACAGUCAAGCAACACAGCUUGCUUCACAACCACUACAAAAAAUGGGUUAGAAAGACUAAUCCAACUACACAUCAACGCCUACAAAGGCGGAUACCAAAAAAUCAGCAAACUAAUUAGUUAACACCAGAUGCACUUCUGUCAUUCGCAUAGAGAUGAUCCAACCAUCUUGGAUGACCAGCAGCUACAUAAGACUGAGUGAGACCUAAGUUCCUCACGUCAAGUAUUAGUCUUUGUAGUUUCAUAUUUUAUUUUUGUGGUUUUUUUUCUAAGAAACAUUGCCGGUUUUAUAAGUUGUCAUGGUAUCACCAUUAUGUUAUAUGGUUUAUGUUGACUAUGUUUCUUAGAACGGAGGGUAUAUUUCUCUUUAAAAAUAUAAUUUUUCAAAAUGAAACCCUUCUGAUUCAAGUGAGAGACAGGAAAUUACUAUCAGUUAAAAGUAUCCAUCAAUUUUCUCCUCUAAGAUAAGAUAAGAUACUUGGAUGAACUAUACUUCCAUCUGUGUAUUCAUGAGUCAACUAAUUAAUACUUAAAUUGAUUAUAUGCGUAUAUUUUCAUUUAUAAAUUUGAUUAAGUAUUGUUUGGGAAUUAGAAGAAGAUGCAGAGUCUCUGUUUAUGGAAAGAAAUAGAGGAGACAACUAGAGGAGAAACAGAAAACAAAACAGUUGCAGAGUCUCUGUUUGAAGAUCCUGAGUGAAACAUAAGGUUUAGGGAAAUUCUGUAGAACAAUUUGUCAUGAGUGACUUUUGUAAAGCCAAACUCUUGUGGAAAUAUAAAAUCGGCCAAAAUGUUAAGACU